GGAAAACCGUCCGAACCUGGCUUCAACGCGGCUAGAAGAUAAUGCUAUAGCCUUAACUUGCGACAUUCACCCUGGAUUGAGAUCAGCCUACACCGGUAAUCUAAGGCUCCUUUAGAAUAACUUCAAAUCAAAUCCGAGGUCCUAGAUAGGAAGUGAAAAGAAAAUGGCAACGUGUCUCACUGCUCCCAAACGGUCGUUUUUAGCCCUGCCAUUUCUUUUUCCGUCUUCGUGUGAGUCGACCACGUUGCAAACACGCCGGCAUCAAUCCUCGUAUAGACGGACGAAACAACGCCUACGUGUCAAACCAGAUGCGUCGUUUGGUGUUUCAUCCACCCAAUUUCAUGACCAAAUCAUCCACAACCCGCCUUCGAGCGCGCCCUCGGUAUACCAUACACCCACGAAAUUCCUCCCUGUCGAUGAUGUUCGUCGAACCCUCCGUGGCGCUUCCAUGAACAAUGAAAAUUCCGCUCAACUACCCUCUGUAUUCAAAACAUCUGUGGAGAAGAGGUAUCAUUUGAAUCCUUCAGACAUAGAAGAGAUCCGCAGACUGCGACUAAGCGACCCGAUGACUUGGAGCCGUUGGAAAUUGGCUAAGCGCUUUGACUGCUCCCCAAUGUUCAUUGCUAUGGUAUGUGAAGCUGGCCCACAAAAGAAAGAAAUCCAGAAACAAGUUUUGGAAGCGGUACAAUCAAGAUGGGGUACAAAACGUCGGAUGGCUAGAGAAGACCGACAAUUGCGAAAAGAGUCCUGGGGAAGAGAUGAAUGAGGGAGGAGAGUCCCGUCUUGACUCAGCUCUAGCCCAUUGAUCUUCCUUGCUCUGGUAGUUUGAAGGGUCAAAUUGAUUUGACGCUUGCUAUUUCUCUUG
Molecule: messenger RNA, 865 nt
Organism: Aspergillus caelatus
Lineage: Eukaryota; Fungi; Ascomycota; Eurotiomycetes; Eurotiales; Aspergillaceae
Product: mitochondrial 54S ribosomal protein mL58
Exons: 2
Coding region: 164-766 (200 amino acids)
Cellular component (GO): mitochondrial large ribosomal subunit
Molecular function (GO): structural constituent of ribosome
Source: RefSeq, a predicted model, not a curated record